Messenger RNA from Poeciliopsis prolifica (blackstripe livebearer), 1240 nucleotides. RefSeq lists its product as uncharacterized. Gene Ontology annotation, cellular component: external side of plasma membrane. Bases 1 to 915 code for a protein of 304 amino acids. Lineage: Eukaryota; Metazoa; Chordata; Actinopteri; Cyprinodontiformes; Poeciliidae. The record is from RefSeq and is a predicted model, not a curated record. The transcript is spliced from 7 exons. Gene Ontology annotation, biological process: cell surface receptor signaling pathway; positive regulation of T cell proliferation; immune response.
AUGAUGACGUCAGAAGGAAAAUCUCUGCCCACCGUGAAUGAAACUCUGGACGUCUACGAGGCCGAGGAGAACUCCAACGUCACGCUGAAAUGGAUCCGUCCGGAUCCGAACGCCACGCCGCCUGACCGGCUCUACGUCGAUCUGAUGAGCAUGGAGCCGCUGAGGAGGAUUUAUCGGUUCGACAGCAGAGAUGAGACGUACACAGAUGAUGAGUUCAAAGGUCGACUGCACUGUGACCCCCAGCUGGUCAGGAAUGGAGGGAUCCGGUGUCUCCUGGCUGAAGUGAGGCUCAGCGAUGCGGGUCGGUACCGGUGCUACGUCGUCAUUGACGGAAGAAGAGACCAUAGAGACUGGGAGCUUGUAGUCAGAGCUUCCAUUCCUCAGACUCAGGAGGAAACCCAAGAGCUGGUGGAUCGCGGGAGUGAACAGGGAAUAGAGCUGGAAAGACCUCAGAACUCCACAGGUUUUAUCCAGGCAGGUUACAGGAUGAAGAUGAUGUCCAGCAUCCUGCUGCUCCUCAUCCUCAGCUCAUGUCUCUGUGCAGCAACAUUUGUAGUGAAUGUGACACAGAGCAGCUAUCAGGCAGAGGAGAAGCAGAGCAUCACUCUGGAGUGGACCUUCACCACCAAGACUCAGGGAACCUGGAAGAAUCUGUUCAUCUACUGUGAAGCGAUCACAGAUCAUGGAGUCUUAGUUCUCUAUCAGGUCCAUGAAGGAGUUGAGAUUCCAGAGUCUCAGGAUGAUCAGUUUUCAGGACGAGUCCAGAGCGACAAAGACGUCCUCAGAGAAGGAAGAAUCAGACUCCAUGUGUCCAGACUGAGGACUGAAGACUCUGGUCUGUAUCUGUGUGACGUGAAAAACUGGAGAUGGAUUCAACUCUGGAAGAUGUCGACUCAGCGUUACUGCAGCUGCUGAUCAGAUCCAAACUCAGAGACCAAGAUUGACUCCAGAACCAGAGAGACGAGGAAGGAGCAUCAUCAUCAUCAUCAUCUUCAUCAUCGUCUCUGUGGCACUGACAUUUCUGGCGGCUCUAAUUACAAACUUGAUUUUCUGUGUCAAAAAAAAAAGUAAAGAAAAACAAAAAAAUAAUCAUUUAACAAGUUUAGAUGCAAAAUAUAAUACAGAUAAAAGUUUUGUUCCCUUGACUUUGGUUGAUGAAAUUUUACCACCACAGAAACAUCAGGUUAGAUUUAAUAACCUGAUUAUUGAUUAGUAAAAUGUUCCAUUGUAAUGAAUUAUU